Molecule: messenger RNA, 3410 nt
Organism: Mya arenaria
Lineage: Eukaryota; Metazoa; Mollusca; Bivalvia; Myida; Myidae
Exons: 2
Coding region: 333-1988 (551 amino acids)
Molecular function (GO): zinc ion binding
Source: RefSeq, a predicted model, not a curated record
CAAAUGGACUUAAUUAUUGUAAAAAAAUAACCAUGCUUCAAACAAAAAGGCAAAAAGGAAUACUUAACUAAAAGAUAUAGGACAUUGAACAGUGUUAUUUCAAAAGUUUGAAUCAUCUUUUCAACAAGUGUCUGACCUAAUUCAUGACUUUGUCUGCUGACUUGGUGUAAAGAUGUUGGAUUAAAUCACCUUUACAAAUCAUUAAAAACACAGUUUUCUGGACUUUGGUUCCUGUAACUCAUCAGGGCUAAUUCUUAUCCUGUUAGUAUCAAUGCAAUUGUUCAAUUAAAGUUGAUUCUUUGGAGCUAUCUGAGUGUAUUUUAUGAGUAAUAAUGGCUGCCAACUACAGUUCCUCUGUUUAUCAAACUUCUGAUUUGAUUCAUGACUUUGCCUGCUCUCCAUGUAAAGAUGAUGGGUUAAAUAAUGAGGCACAGUUCUUUUGUGACGAGUGUAAGAAAUAUUACUGCAAUAACUGUGUACUGCUCCACAACAAACUGUUCAGGACACAUACAGUGCUUGGAAAACAAGAUGUGAGCAAGUGGGUGGGGUAUGCAAGACUUAACCCCAUAGAGGCAUGUGACAAACAUGGCGACAAGAAGCUUGAACUGCUCUGUGAGGACCAUGAUGAGCUCUGUUGCCACAUUUGUGUCUCUCUCACUCACAGAAUGUGUCAGAGUAUUAAGCAUAUUCCUGACCUUGUGGAUGGACUGAAAAACCAAAUAGACUUGAUAAAACUGCCAGCAGACGUUCAAAAGAUUAACCACAGGCUUCAAGAAAUCACGGAGAAAAUGACACACAACAAAGAGUCCCUCAAAGUCUCUGGGAAGAAAUUGCUUGCAGAAAUCAAGACAAUAAGGAAUCGAGUAAACGCAAAACUCGAUGAAUUGGAGAAAAUGACAAAUGCCAUCUUACAACACCAGCUCCAUGAGGCAGAAUGUUUUUUACAGGACGACAUUGACAAAUGCACAAACCUCACAUACAAACUAAAAUCUUACCUAGAAUCCAUCCAAUCCCAGCAAGAUGACAACAACUCUUACAUUGCGUACAAGAAAUGCACGGACAAGAUGAGAGAAGCAGAGAACCUGCUAAAGCAACUGUAUGCCAAGCCUAACAAAUCACUUGUAUUUCAUGAAGACCCCAUGAUUGAACAAUUCCUUUCUGGAUUGAACACACUAGAGACACUUGGGAAAAUCUUUGAUGAGAACUAUGUGUAUAAGGUGAAACACAGAUCACAAUACACAGCUAAAAUCAAAAAUGAUAAAAAAGGGUGCCUAAUAUCCGGUAUAUGUGAGCUGCCUGGAGGAGAGAUCCUCAUCUCAGACUUUAACAACUAUAAAGUAAAGCUUCUGGACUCCCAGUACCAGGUAAUAGACACAUAUAACCUCCCUGAUGCACCAUUACAUAUCUGUCACAUUGCAGGAAAUGAAGCUGCUGUAACUCUAGGUGACAAAGGCGUGCACUUCAUCACAGUGACAGGUAGAACACUGAGUGUAACAAGGAAGUUGACAAUUCCACAUUAUUGUCAUGGUAUUUCUCACCACAAUGGUAACCUCUAUAUGGGAUCCUGGACAGCAAUUUACCAGUACACAAUGUCAGGGCAGCUAGUGAAAAAGAUAUAUGAGGACAAUAGUGCCUUUGUCACAGUGGGCAGAUUCACAGUGAGGAGGGAUGGCACCAACAUUCCUGAUCCAUCUCACAACAAGCUGAUCACCAUUGACACAAGUGGGAACAUUCUAUCAACUCUUCAGGAUCUAGACUUUGACUGGCCUAUUUCAGUGUGUGUGAGUGAUAGAGGACAUGUGUUUGUCUGCUCUCAUAGAUCCCACACAGUGACACUGGUGGACAAGGAAGGUAAACACAAAAUUACCACAUUGGUCACAAUGGCGGAUGGACUAUGUUCUCCUCUAGCAAUAUGGUUUUCAAAACAAUCAUGCAAACUGAUUGUUGGAAGAGAAGGAGAUGAAAUUUCUGUUUUAGAGUUGGAGUGAAAUGAGAGUUACGAUGGUAAUACGGGAUAAUAUCAGCUGUAUUUACUGCACAUAGCGCAUAACUAUGGGAAAAGUAGGAUGAAUUUAAAACACACAAAAUUUUCAAAUUCCAUAAAGUGUAUAAUAAUAAAGAGCACUAUCAGCGGACUUCAAUGCUCAUUUGUUUCCAGCUGACGUGUUUCAUGUGACAAUAUAUUUUACCCAUAGCUUAGAGAUUUGCUAGCCUACAUAUGUAUGAACUUUCAUAGUGAAAAAUUCCAGAAUCAACUGGUUUAAACCUUGAAUUUGCUAAGGCCAGCUACAUGUGUGUCAGAUUGCUGACUUCGAAUGACUGCAUCAUACCCUUUAAAAGUUGGCACUUUUGCUUGGACUUGAUUCAUUCGUUUGCAGGUGAUGACUUUAUUAGACCAUGAGAACUUUAUCACUUUAUAUGUUAGUUUUACUUCAUUAUUCAUUUUUUUCACGUUGAUGCUGGCUCUGAUGAGGCUUAUAGUUCUUAUUCUGUAGUUAUUGUAAAAUUGUUGGGACAUGUUAGAGGUUACGACCAUAGUAGCUAUAUAUGAGCGACUGUAUGUGACUUUAUAUGUAAGUGACCGUAUGUGACUUUAUAAGAAAUUGACUGUGACUGCAUAUGUAAGCGACAGUAUAUGAUGAUUAAAUGAAGUAAUUUUAUGUGACAUUAUAUUAAAGUGACUGUUUGUGAUUUUAUAUGUAAGUGACUGUGUGUUACUUUAUAUUGAAGUGACAGUAUGUGAUUUUAUGUCGAAGUGCCUGUGUGUUACUUUAUAUCCAAGUGACUGUAUGUGUUAUUAUAUGUAAAUGGCUGUGUGUGACUUUAUAUUUAAGUGACUGUAUGUGACAUUAUCUCCCAGUGACUGUAUGUGACAUUAUGUCUAAGAGACUGAAUGUGACUUUAUAUCUAAGUGACCUGUAUGUGAUAUGUCUAAGUAACUGGUUGUGACUUUAAAUCUAAGUGACUGUAUGUGACUUUAUAUGUAAGUGACUAUAUGUGACUUUAUAUGUAAGUGACUGUAUGUGACUCAAUAUGUAAGUGACUGUAUGUGACUUUAUAUGUAAGUGACUGUAUGUGACUUUAUAUAUAAGUGACUGUAUGUGACUUUAUAUGUAAUUGACUACAUGUGACUUAAUAUGUAAGUGACUGUAUGUGACUUUAUAUGCAAUCGACUGUAUGUGACUUAAUAUGUAAGUGACUGUAUGUCACUUUAUAUGUAAUUGACUGUAUGUGACUUUAUAUGUAAUUGACUGUAUGUGACUUAAUAUGUAAGUGACUGUAUGUGACUUUAUAUGUAAUUGACUGCAUGUGACUUUAUAUCUAAGUUACUGUAAUACAGUGUAUAUGCCAUCAUAUGUAAGUGACUGUACGUGACUUUAUAUCUGAGUGACUGUAUGUGCCAUCAUAUA